Messenger RNA from Plasmopara halstedii, 564 nucleotides. RefSeq lists its product as uncharacterized. NCBI's taxonomy places the organism in Eukaryota, Oomycota, Peronosporomycetes, Peronosporales, Peronosporaceae. The transcript is spliced from 2 exons. The record is from RefSeq and is a predicted model, not a curated record. The coding region runs from base 1 to 564 and encodes 187 amino acids.
AUGCAUCAACGGAGGUAUCAAGCACACCACGCAGAUCUCGUCGGCUGCCGUGCUGAAGCUGAUGAAGAUGCGGAGAGAAGCGAGUCAAAAUUACCCAGUGGACCUGUUGCUUUGACCGUUCCAAAGCCAUUGACCUUAACCGGCAUGCAGAUGACCCGGAGCCGAAUAACAAUCGGCAGGAGCGCAAGUGUGUUUAGAGAGUACUGUGGGCGGCAGCUGAACAGGAAAUCGUCAUUGCCGUUGAAGCUCGUCAAGCGCAAGCCUGGUGUAAAGCUCGGCGUUAAUUUUUUCCUCGUGUUUGCGGCUGUGAUUUCAAUGACGGAUGUCAAAUUUAUCUUCGUCAUAGCGUUUAUAUGGGGCGUUCCUGUCAGACUUGGUGAUAUUCGAAACGCGUAUGAAAAGGCGACAACGAAGGAGGACAUCGAGAUCUUUUUGUUCGUCUCCGACGGGCUCGUCAUUACGGAAGUAGAGCUUAAGGCACUCAGGGCUGAGAGCGUGGAUGAAAAUGGACUGUUUUUCGGACAGAGUCUGUUCGUUGAAGCAGGCAGGGUGCCUCUGACAUGA